CAAGUAGUUCAUGAAUAAAGGGAAGUAAACACGAUAAAAGUCCAGCAUUCUAAUUUUUGAACUUCACACUAGAAAAUAUGAGAUAGUACACGAAUUGUGGUAUUCUGCAAUAAAAAUGUCAAACAUGCUAAGAAUCCUUGUGACAGAGGCAACGUCAGCGACUGCCUACCAUUUGUUACCGAUGCUAGCCUCUGGUGACGUCAUCAAAGGAUGGCAACUCGAAUUGAUGUUAUGCGACUGUAAAGAAGCAGACGAAAAUAUGAGGGGUGUUGCUAUGGAACUACAAGACUGCGCUUUUCCUUUGCUUUCAUCUGUCACAUUAACUAAUAAUUUUUGCGAAGCGAGUAAAACUGCUGACGUCAUUAUAAUGCUUCCAAGCCAGAACAUGGACACUGGUCGUCAUGGCAACAAAGAAGUUGAAGUUAGUUACAGUUCAUUACAUCAAGUGGAUUUUUCGAGUCUAGAUACUGUUAUGCACAAGUCGACAGUAUCUAAAACAAGAAGCGCAACAGUUUCCUGUAAGGGGCCUUUAUCUACAGCUUGUGCAAUUGCUGAAAGCGUGAAACAUAUCCAUGAAGAAAGUGUGAAGGCAAUCGAGCGUGAAAUCCAAACGCGCCAUGAAGAGGCCGAGUUCGGCUGCCCUCCAGAUGCGUCACUUGAAGACAUAUUAUUAACACGUUGUGAUUAUCACUUCGGACCCAUGAUUGUGGGUACAAAGACACUGGUCAUAUUUGUCUCUUCAAGAAAUAUAAAUGACAGCGAAAUUGCGGAUGGUGAUUCUAUCGAAAGUAUCGAAAAUACUGUUAUAUUUACACGAGUUUAUGCAAGAUUGUAAAAGUGAUUCGUUCGUUCUUAAAUAAAUUCAUUUAAGGUGGCUAGCAUAUGAUUUUUGAAAUAUAAUAACAGUUAUUUGUUCAUUAUUGUUUUGUUAAAGUCUCGCCGACAAUGCAGUGUUCAUAUUCUUUCUGCGGGCAUUGCGUAAUAAGACUUAAUCGCGAAAGUGGCUUCCGUAUAUUAAAUAUUAGUUCCCAAAAUAAAAAUGCGGGCCUAAAUAAUGAAACUUAUACAUGGCACAGUACAGAAUGUCACAUGAUCAAAGGACCAAUGUUGAAGCCCGCCAUAGACACUUGGUCUGUGUAGGUUCAAACGCCUUAGAAUCCAAUAUGUUUAUUAAUCAAUCCGAGUACUGAAACUUUUCAUUAUAUAUCAAUAAAACCUAAAACAUA
Ruditapes philippinarum (Manila clam) is the source of this 1226-nucleotide messenger RNA. RefSeq lists its product as uncharacterized. The coding region runs from base 116 to 835 and encodes 239 amino acids. The record is from RefSeq and is a predicted model, not a curated record. NCBI's taxonomy places the organism in Eukaryota, Metazoa, Mollusca, Bivalvia, Venerida, Veneridae. Gene Ontology annotation, biological process: tricarboxylic acid cycle; malate metabolic process; oxaloacetate metabolic process. Gene Ontology annotation, molecular function: L-malate dehydrogenase (NAD+) activity. The transcript has 6 exons.